Messenger RNA from Pistacia vera, 3088 nucleotides. Its product is annotated as plasma membrane ATPase-like. The record is from RefSeq and is a predicted model, not a curated record. Gene Ontology annotation, molecular function: ATP hydrolysis activity; ATP binding; P-type proton-exporting transporter activity. Gene Ontology annotation, biological process: regulation of intracellular pH; proton export across plasma membrane. NCBI's taxonomy places the organism in Eukaryota, Viridiplantae, Streptophyta, Magnoliopsida, Sapindales, Anacardiaceae. Gene Ontology annotation, cellular component: plasma membrane. The transcript has 14 exons.
AUGGCGUCUAAGGCGAUUAGCUUGGAGGAAAUAAAGAAAGAGAACAUCGACCUUGAGCGCAUACCAGUUGAUGAAGUAUUUGAACAACUGAAAUGUUCAAGGGAAGGUUUGUCAAGCGAGGAAGGACAAAAGAGGCUCCAAAUCUUUGGUCCAAAUAAACUAGAAGAGAAAAAGGAUAACAAGGUUCUGAAAUUUCUGGGCUUUAUGUGGAAUCCUCUCUCAUGGGUCAUGGAGAUUGCUGCUAUCAUGGCCAUUGUACUGGCUAAUGGAGGGGGAAGGCCCCCGGACUGGCAGGAUUUCGUUGGUAUUGUGGUAUUGCUUUUGAUCAAUUCAACUAUAAGCUUCAUAGAAGAAAACAGUGCUGGGAAUGCUGCAGCUGCACUUAUGGCCGGUCUUGCUCCCAAAACCAAGGUCUUGAGAGAUGGAACAUGGUCUGAGCAAGAGGCUUCAAUCUUAGUCCCUGGAGAUGUGAUCAGCAUCAAGUUGGGAGAUAUUGUUCCAGCAGACGCUCGUCUAUUGGAGGGCGACCCGCUCAAGAUUGAUCAGGCUGCACUGACCGGCGAGUCUUUGCCGGUGAGUAAGAGUCCUGGUGAUGAAGUCUUCUCCGGGUCUACUUGCAAGCAGGGUGAGAUUGAGGCUGUUGUCAUCGCCACCGGCGUCCACACUUUCUUUGGUAAAGCUGCUCAUCUCGUGAACAGCACCAAUCAAGAAGGGCACUUCCAAAAGGUGUUGACAGCCAUUGGAAACUUCUGCAUAUGCUCCAUUGCAAUAGGGAUGGUUAUAGAGAUAGUGGUGAUAUACCCAAUUCAGAACCGGCCAUACAGGAGUGGAAUUGAUAAUCUUUUGGUGCUUCUCAUUGGAGGGAUUCCAAUUGCCAUGCCGACAGUGUUGUCUGUGACAAUGGCCAUUGGCUCACACCGCCUUUCACAGCAAGGUGCUAUCACCAAGAGGAUGACAGCCAUUGAAGAAAUGGCAGGAAUGGAUGUCCUUUGCAGUGACAAGACUGGAACUCUUACUCUCAACAAGCUUACAGUAGACAAGAGCAUGAUUGAGGUAUUCGUGAAGGACAUCGACAAGGACACCAUAAUUUUGUAUGGGGCUAGGGCCUCCAGGUUUGAAAAUCAGGAUGCCAUUGAUACUUGUAUUGUUGGAAUGUUGGGAGACCCCAAAGAGGCCAGAGCAGGAAUCACAGAGGUGCAUUUCUUGCCCUUUAACCCAGUGGAAAAGCGUACAGCCAUAACAUACAUCGACGCGGAGGGAAAUUGGCACAGAAUCAGCAAAGGUGCACCAGACCAGAUCAUUGAGCUCUGCAAUCUUCGUGAAGAUGUAAGUAAGAAAGCUCAUGCCAUCAUUGGUAAGUUUGCCGAUCGUGGACUUCGAUCGCUUGCUGUUGCUAGACAGUCAGUUCCAGAGAGAACCAAGGAGAGCCCGGGAGGACCCUGGCAAUUUUUGGGUCUCUUGCCUCUCUUUGAUCCUCCAAGGCACGACAGUGCAGAGACCAUUCGUCGUGCCCUUGAUCUUGGUGUCAAUGUCAAGAUGAUCACUGGUGACCAGCUAGCCAUCGGCAAGGAGACUGGUCGCAGGCUUGGUAUGGGAACCAACAUGUAUCCCUCUUCAGCCCUCCUCGGCGAGCACAAGGAUGAGUCUAUUGCUGGACUCCCUGUUGACGAGCUUAUAGAGAAGGCAGAUGGCUUUGCCGGAGUGUUCCCAGAGCACAAAUAUGAGAUUGUGAAGAAGCUACAAGAAAGGAAGCAUAUCUGUGGAAUGACUGGAGAUGGUGUGAACGAUGCUCCGGCCUUAAAAAGAGCAGACAUUGGAAUAGCAGUUGCUGAUGCUACUGAUGCUGCACGCAGUGCAUCAGAUAUAGUGCUAACAGAGCCAGGAUUGAGCGUAAUUGUGCAUGCUGUCUUAACAAGCAGAGCCAUUUUCCAGAGAAUGAAAAAUUACACCAUAUAUGCAGUUUCUUUAACCAUCCGUAUUGUGCUGGGUUUUUUGCUCCUUGCUCUUAUCUGGAAGUUCGAUUUCUCACCUUUUAUGGUUCUGGUCAUUGCCAUACUCAACGAUGGAACGAUCAUGACCAUUUCUAAAGACAGAGUGAAGCCAUCUCCUCUCCCAGACUCAUGGAAGCUCAAGGAGAUCUUUACUACUGGCAUAUUCCUUGGCAGCUACCUCGCUGUCAUGACUGUUAUUUUCUUCUGGGCUGCUUACAAAUCAACCUUCUUCACAGUAAAAAUCCCGGACCUUGCUAAAUUAGCACCUUUGACUUCAUCUCUGCAAAAUUAACUAAACUUUGUUAAACAUUUUCAGGAUAAGUUUGGUGUAAGACCUAUAAAUAAUAACGAGCAUGAGCUCACAGCAGCAGUCUACCUCCAAGUAAGUAUUGUAAGUCAGGCACUGAUCUUUGUCACUCGCUCCCGGAGCUGGUCUUUCAUCGAACGCCCUGGUCUUCUGCUUAUCACUGCCUUUUUAAUUGCACAACUGUUGGCAACAAUCAUAGCUGUGUAUGCCAAUUUUGGCUAUGCAAAAGUUAGUGGAAUUGGAUGGGGAUGGGCUGGAGUUAUAUGGCUCUACAGCCUUGUCACCUAUUUUCCAUUGGAUGUUAUCAAAUUCAUGGUCCGAUUUUUUAUGACCGGCAGGCCCUGGGAUACCCUUCUCCAGAAGAAGACUGCUUUCACAACAAAGAAGGAUUACGGUAGGGGAGAACGAGAGGCACAAUGGGCUCUGGCACAACGAACUCUCCAUGGACUGCAGCCUCCAGACAAUGAAAGGAACUACAGGGAGUUGUCUGAGAUUGCUGAACAGGCGAAGAGGCGUGCUGAAGUUGCAAGGCUAAGGGAGCUUCACACACUCAAAGGGCAUGUUGAGUCUGUGGUGAAAUUGAAAGGACUUGACAUUGAUACCAUUCAACAACACUACACUGUUUAAGUGAAAGGAUACAAGAGUUUUAAGAGACAAGACACAAGACAAGAUAAUUACAAGUCCACCCAUGAUUUUAAAGGAAGGUAGAAAGUUUUUGGGAAUAAUCCAACACAAGAGAUUGUUUCUCUGACAAUCCUAGGUUGAGAAAAAUGAUUAUGAAAUUGACAAA